Molecule: messenger RNA, 1943 nt
Organism: Aspergillus ibericus CBS 121593
Lineage: Eukaryota; Fungi; Ascomycota; Eurotiomycetes; Eurotiales; Aspergillaceae
Product: WD40 repeat domain-containing protein
Exons: 1
Coding region: 190-1746 (518 amino acids)
Molecular function (GO): protein binding
Source: RefSeq, a predicted model, not a curated record
UGAUCAGCAAAGAAAAAAAGUCAUUCUCGGACUGCGCCCUGUUGUCCUCCCUGCACAUUUGCUUGAAUAUUAAAUCAGGGAUUUGGGAGCUUACCGUACAACUGUCGCUUCCCUUUCAACUUCCUAGACAUCAAUUUCCCCCUUCUGCGCAAUCCCCGCAGCUCUCACAAAACCCGCUCCAAAUACAUCAUGUCAUCCUCUCAAGAUCCUCCCCGCGCCGACGAGGACGCUUACAUUGAAGCCGAUGAAGCAGAGGAGGUCUUCAACCGCGAUGAGGACCAUCCUAUGGAGUCCGACCCCGAAGACGAUGAUCAGCCUAUGACUUACGAAGAACAAGAAAUCACCUUGGAGAACGACUCUGCCGCCCACUUCGAUAGCCACACGGACUCCGUCUUUUGCAUUGCUCAGCAUCCGGUUCACAACUCCAUCGUUAUUACUGGUUCCGGUGACGACACCGCUUAUCUCUUCGAUUCGACACCGAACAAUGAGCGCCCUCUCCUUCCCCAGAGCUACGAAUCGGAUCCGCAACCGAGGCGGGAGCGCGACUCCCUGAAGCCCCUCCUGAAGCUGGACGGCCACUCAGACACUGUGAAUGGAGUCGCAUUUACAGAGCCCAAGGGCGAGUAUGUUAUUACGGCAGGAAUGGACGGCAAGCUGCGUGCUUGGCGCGAUACCACUCCGCAGGGAACCGGGCUCGCAUGGCAAUAUCUCGCGGAGGUCCAGGAAGUGGAGGAGAUCAACUGGGUCGCUGUCUGCCCUUCUGAGAAGGGUGAUGAGGAAAAGAGCAAUGUCAUUGCUCUGGGAGCCAACGAUGGCAGUGCAUGGGUGUUCCGUAUCGACCACAAGGACUCUGCGGAGCCCAUCUCCAUCAUUCAGUCGUUCUUCCAGCACACCGGAUCUUGCACUGCCGGUGCCUGGACCCCCGACGGAAAGCUUUUGGCGACUGUUUCGGAGGAUGGCAGCUUCUACGUUUACGAUGUCUUUGGCGCCGCUUCUGCUGCUGGCAUCGCCUACUCCGCUGGUACUAGCGCCGUCGUCGGUCUGACCGCAGAUGACCAGCGCUUUGCUGUUGAGGGAGGACUGUACUCUGUCGCCAUCGCCCCGUCUGGCACCAUUGCUGCUGUUGGUGGUGCUGAAGGCCACAUCAAGGUGGUUGGUCUUCCCCGUCUGGCGCCCUCCGGCGGUGCUGCGGGUUCUAAGGCGAAGGGCCGGGGAGCUCCUUCGCAGACGAGUGCCUCUGCUGCAGGCACUCUCCUCGCCUCUCUUCAGGCCCAGGGUGACGGUGUUGAGACUCUGUCUUUCUCUUCCGCUCCCAUGAACCUUCUUGCGGCUGGCUCCGUGGACGGCUCGAUCGCGCUCUUUGACACUGCUCAUCGCUUUGCCGUCCGCCGCCACAUCAAAGAGGCCCACGAGGGAGCAGUGGUCAAGCUCGAGUUCUUGCAGAGCCGUGCGCCCGCCAACCCCUUGCCUCGUCCCAGCCCGCUUGCGUCUGCCACUGCCGGCCAAGGCCAACCGUGGCUGCUCACCUCCGUGGGUAUGGAUGGCAUUGUUAGACGCUGGGAUGCACGUGGAGGAACUGCCGCUGCUGCCCAGGGUCUGUUGAAGGAAUGGAAGGGUCACCUGGGUCUUAUCGAGAACUCCGAGGGAGAGCAAUCCGGUGGUAUCAUGGCCUUUGUCCAGAGCUCGGAUGGCAAGAGGGUUGUUACUGCCGGUGAUGACGGUAUCUCCCUGGUAUUUGAGGAGUAAAUGUUUGAUGAAUAGACAAAAUACCUGUAUAGAUGCAAAGUCCGACUUAUUAUGUGAAUCUGAUGAUCAUGUUUGUUUCCAAUUACUGGACAGUCUUACCACCCCAUUAGUAAUCCUAAAAGAAUCCUAAGCGCAAAAACCAAUAAUCGCACCUGGCUUGUUAAACAAAGCAUGCACUUGUGAUAAAUAACAGUUAC